This is a messenger RNA of Fopius arisanus, 5728 nucleotides long. Its product is annotated as inositol hexakisphosphate and diphosphoinositol-pentakisphosphate kinase. The record is from RefSeq and is a predicted model, not a curated record. Gene Ontology annotation, biological process: inositol phosphate biosynthetic process; inositol metabolic process. Gene Ontology annotation, cellular component: cytosol. Lineage: Eukaryota; Metazoa; Arthropoda; Insecta; Hymenoptera; Braconidae. Gene Ontology annotation, molecular function: inositol hexakisphosphate kinase activity; diphosphoinositol pentakisphosphate kinase activity; 5-diphosphoinositol pentakisphosphate 1-kinase activity. Bases 296 to 5344 code for a protein of 1682 amino acids. The transcript has 17 exons.
UGGAAUAAAUUAUUAUUAAUAAAUUUUUGCAUAAUCCAACGAAACAUUGGAUAUUGAUGGAGUGAAAACUAUUGAAACAGUUUCAACUCCAAUUUUACAAAAAACCGUAAUUGUUUUUAUUUUUUCCUCCCACAACACUUGAUCUGCAGCUGCGCAAUUUUAAUUGCUCUAAUAACGUUUUUUUUUUGUCUCAUCACGGUCAUCUGUUUAUUGCAAUUUCCACUGGACUUGAUAUUUUCCGGUUUUUUUUGGAAUAGUGAAAUGAAAGAGACUUCUUUUGCCUGGGGAUUUGAUAAUGGAAUGGACGUGGUGGAAGGACUGGUGGAGAUUGAAAAAGUGGCGUCAGAGUAGAAGCCAGCAGGAGAAUUUAGAUGACUUUGACGAUUGUUGUUACUGUGAUGAGUGUCUCGGCGAGCUGUCGGACGGGUGUGUCACCGAGGAUGGGUGCAUGGGAGGAAGUGAUUUUGAGGGUGAGGGCAAACAAGUCCUGGUGGGAAUAUGCGCCAUGGCCAAAAAAUCACAGAGUAAACCGAUGAAGGAGAUUCUAACGAGACUAGAGGAAUUCGAAUACAUUAAAAUCAUAGUAUUCGGUGAGGAGGUCAUAUUGAAAGAGCCCGUUGAGGAUUGGCCGAUCGUUGAUUGUCUGAUAAGUUUUCACAGCAAGGGAUUUCCUCUGGACAAGGCCAUCAGUUACGCAAAUCUCAGGAAUCCAUUCAUCAUAAAUAAUUUACCGAUGCAGUACGACAUUCAGGAUAGGAGAAGGGUUUAUGCUAUUUUGGAGAGCGAGGGAAUUGAAAUACCCAGAUAUGCUGUACUCGAUAGAGACUCAGCUGAUCCAAAACAAUUUAUUUCAGACCACGAACUGGUGGAGUCUGAGGACCACGUGGAGGUGAACGGUGUAACAUUUAAUAAACCGUUCGUUGAGAAACCUGUGUCAGCUGAGGAUCACAAUAUUUAUAUAUAUUAUCCAACAUCCGCUGGUGGUGGCAGUCAACGUUUGUUUAGGAAAAUUGGCAGUCGGAGUAGUGUCUAUUCCCCAGAAUCUCGAGUCAGAAAGACGGGAUCCUACAUCUACGAGGAUUUCAUGCCUACCGACGGUACCGACGUCAAAGUCUAUACAGUUGGUCCUGAUUAUGCUCACGCAGAAGCAAGAAAAAGUCCAGCCCUCGAUGGCAAAGUGGAGAGAGACUCCGAGGGAAAAGAAAUUCGAUAUCCCGUGAUUUUGAGUAAUGCCGAGAAGUUGAUCAGCAGAAAAGUCUGUCUGGCCUUCAAACAGACCGUCUGCGGCUUUGAUCUCCUGAGGGCAAAUGGAAAGUCGUUUGUUUGUGACGUAAAUGGCUUCAGUUUUGUCAAGAAUUCCAAUAAAUACUACGACGACUGUGCCAAAAUCUUGGGGAAUAUGAUACUCCGAGAAUUGGCACCGACCUUGCAUAUUCCUUGGAGCGUUCCAUUUCAACUCGAUGAUCCACCGAUAGUACCGACAACCUUUGGAAAAAUGAUGGAAUUGAGAUGCGUCGUAGCAGUAAUCCGCCAUGGAGAUCGUACCCCCAAACAAAAAAUGAAAGUUGAAGUUCGCCAUCCAAAGUUCUUCGAGAUAUUUGCCAAGUACGAUGGCUACAAGCAUGGCCACGUGAAAUUGAAACGGCCUAAGCAGCUCCAGGAGAUCCUGGACACAGCGAGGAGUCUUCUAGCUGAGAUCCAGCAUCGAGCCGCUGGGCCAGAGCUCGAGGAGAAGCAGGGAAAGCUGGAGCAGUUGAAGAGUGUCCUAGAAAUGUACGGCCAUUUCUCAGGUAUCAACAGAAAAGUCCAGAUGAAGUAUCAGCCCCGGGGAAGACCCAGGGGAAGCUCGUCCGACGAUGGUAACAGCCACAAUCGCUUGGGUGAGCCUUCACUCGUACUCAUAUUGAAGUGGGGUGGAGAGCUUACUCCAGCCGGUAGGAUCCAGGCCGAGGAAUUGGGGCGAAUUUUUCGGUGCAUGUACCCUGGUGGUCAAGGUAGACACCUUAGUGAGGAUGACUCAGAGAUGUUACCAAGCCACGGGGAGUACGCGGGUGCUCAGGGAUUGGGUCUGCUGAGAUUGCACUCGACUUUCAGACACGAUUUGAAAAUUUACGCGAGUGAUGAGGGCAGAGUUCAAAUGACAGCCGCUGCAUUUGCCAAAGGGCUUCUAGCGCUUGAAGGAGAGCUGACACCAAUUCUGGUGCAAAUGGUCAAGUCAGCAAAUACGAAUGGACUCCUUGACAACGAUUGUGACAGCAGUAAGUACCAGAACAUGGUGAAAACGAAGCUCCACGAGUUGCUCCAGCAGGACCGGGACUUCACUCCAGACGAUCGAAGUCAGAUAAAUCCAGGGAAUGCCCUGAGCAUAAACGACGCUCUGGAUUUCGUAAAGAAUCCAGUGAAAUGUUGUCAACACGUGCAGUCACUGAUCCAGAAGUUGAUGGACAUUGUACGACUCAAGAAAGAAGACCCGAAGACCAAAGACGCCAUUUUGUAUCACGGCGAGACCUGGGAGUUGAUGGGACGCCGUUGGGGAAAAAUCGAGAAGGACUUUUGCACCAAAAACAAGCGUUUCGACAUCUCCAAAAUUCCGGACAUCUACGACUGCAUAAAGUAUGAUCUCCAGCACAACAAUCACACCCUCCAAUUCGAUCACGCCGAGGAGCUCUACAUCUACGCUAAAUAUCUCGCGGACAUCGUAAUCCCCCAAGAGUAUGGACUGACCGUCCAGGAGAAGUUAACGAUUGGUCAGGGGACUUGCACUCCGUUGUUGAAAAAAAUCCGAGCUGAUUUGCAAAGAAAUAUCGAGGAGUCUGGAGAGGAGACAGUGAAUAGGCUGAACCCGAGGUACUCCCAUGGGGUUUCAAGUCCUGGAAGACACGUUAGGACUCGCCUGUACUUCACCAGCGAGAGUCAUGUUCACUCUCUGCUGACAGUACUCAGGUACGGUGGUCUCUUGGACGUUGUCAAGGAUGAGCAAUGGAGACGAGCGAUGGAGUACGUCUCGAUGGUCUCGGAGUUGAAUUACAUGUCGCAGAUCGUGGUGAUGCUGUACGAGGAUCCGACGAAGGAUCCCAGCAGUGAGGAGAGAUUUCAUGUUGAGCUGCAUUUCAGUCCUGGUGUUAAUUGUUGUGUACAGAAGAACCUUCCACCGGGUCCUGGCUUUCGUCCACACUCCAGAAACGAGAGUAGUCACAAUUUGGAGACAAAUUCCCAGUGCAGCACUCGAAUCGAGGAGGAGGAGGAAGCCUUCAUGGGGGAUGUCUCCAGUCCGAUCAGUCCUCAAGAGGUUUCAGACUCAUCGCCACCGAUGAUUGAGACUGAGAAUGCUGAUUCGACACUCGAUAGUCCCACGACGAGUCGAGCCAUCGAUAUGAUGGAUUUGGAUCCUAAUAUGAUGGAUGAACCGUAUGACUCGGGUUUUCUUCAGGGCUCAGCACCCAUUCCUAUCAGUGCAAGGACUGUCGCUGGACACGAAGCUGCCAGGCUUGGGAGCCAAUUGGCUGCCAGUCAGAGACAGAGAAGGGAAAGAGAGGGUCAUAGCAUCUGUGAACCGAGGGCGCGUAGCUAUGAUCAUCAGAGACAGGAGAAACCAGAUAAAACUGCAGAUAAGCUGCAGUAUCAAAGUCUCGACGCCGUCAACAGAGAAGAAGACCCGCGGUUGAAAAAAUCGGCGCGUUCACGUCGCAAUAGUCCAACCCUAACCGAAUCUCGAAAUAUCCUGGGUAUUCCGAUGAUACUCCCGUAUACCCUGAGCUCACCAGAAUUUCCAGCGCCACUCCUGGACUCUCUCCAGGAGCACGGACCCCUGGUUACCUUUCACAACACAUCACUCGGCUCGCCAACGACAAAAAGGCCAUCGAUUCAAAUAUCAGACGACGCGAAACCCUUUAUGAGUACACACCAAAGAUACGGCCGCUCCAAGUCAACACUGACAUUACCAGUAAUUGAAGUCCCGGACACAAGACCUACGAUCAUUCAACCUGACCCUACAUGCACAGCAAGGCGCCAUCGUCACAGUAUCUCCGGGCAGAUGAGUUAUUUCAAACUGCUGGGUAUCAACGUUACCAAGAAGCUGACUGGUUCCGCUAAUAGUUUAUUCAGUACUGCUGUUAUCAGUGGUUCAUCAAGUGCUCCCAAUCUCAAGGAUAUGGUACCACCACAUGCAUCAGCUGUUGCAGCUAUCGAGGGUUUCGGUGGAGUACCACCUAUCAGACCACUGGAGACAUUGCAUAAUGCCCUCUCGCUUCGGCAAUUGGAUUGUUUCUUGGAGAUGAUGACCAGUGCUCCCUUGUUCAGAACACCAGCUUCAUCUCCACCGAAAUUCCCAUCGCCUGGAGGUUCUCAGGGCUCGCUAGUUCCUCACUUGUCGAUUGCAGGGGCUAUAGAGCCAUCCAGAUUUAUCGCCCCUUCUGGACUUCCUUACAAACCGGGGGAAGGGGGAGAAGUCGGUGAUCAUCGCGCGCAGCUGUCGCCAACGAGUCCUAACAGUACAGGUUGGAGCAGUGAGCCCCAGUCAUUCCUCUCCUCGGAGCCGUCCUCUCCAGCCCCUACGUCAGCAGGAGAAUGCAGCAUGUCGAUAAGUCUAAUCAGCAACGAUGGAAGUCAGCCCUUCGCAGGUCCAAAGUUCUCUGCAGGUCCUUGUCUUGAGAUGGACUUCAACGAAUUCUGCAUGGUGAUGGAUCAGGAGAUCAGAGAGGGACGUGGCAGUAUAUCCUACACAGACUACUACAGCAGUGAGGACGGCACCAUUCGGAAGACAGUUGAAGAACCAAAAGAGUCUAUGGAAGAUGAGGAGGAGCACACCCUGACGCUGCGACAGAGUGAAGAGCAGAAGAAACAGGACGUUCAAUCUAUAUUCGAGCAGAAACCCAGUGGCUUCAAAAAGAUCGGCAGAUUUAGAGUCGAAAGCAUGGAAAUUGCUGAUGAGGACGUCAGGAUCAAGACUGUAUUGAGCGCAUCGCAGUCUCUCGAGAAAUUGAGGGGUCAGAAUAUUUCCCCGUUGAAGAAAGACAGAAUUGAUGAUGGGAAGAAAUCGAGAAGCCUACGGGUUAAAAAGGGAAAAACCAUUCUGAGAUCACAGAGUGUAUCGGGUGCUCAGGGAGAUGAAAAAGAAUCUAGUGGUGUUUAUGAGGGAUCACUCUCCACCACGAAAUUGGGAAGCUUCUCCACCAUGAGUGGAGGUGAUCUGGAGAACUGGAAAAAAUCAGUCGAGGAGAGACCUGCAAAACCUCCUCCAACAACUGAUAUUGCGGAUGAACCGACACUCACUCUCGCUGGGAGUAUGAAGGAUAGCUCCAAUGUCACGAUUGGAUUUGAUAUUAAGGGUGAUAAACAAUGUUGAGGAUUUUGUACUUUAAAUAAAGCCAUUCCUGAGUGAUUAUUAUUCCGAUUUGUACGGGGAAUAAAUUGAAAGGUUUUACGAUGUGGUAGAGAUGUUCAAGGUGCUUACGAGCUUUUUAGAGCAGUUUCCGAACGAAAGUACCUGGUUAAUAAUUCGUAGGGCUGCUUUAGUUGGUAAUGAUGGAUAUGUGAUGUAAUUACAGUGACGAACGUGCAGAUACUUAACAAUAAAUGUAUUACUAGGAUAUUUUUAGAAGAAUAUAAUGAUGUUUUUAAUUUUGUGAGAGGUCGUGUAAUUGUUGUGAAGCUUAGGCUCUUUGUAUAAAUUAUUGAGAGGUAUGUACAAGUCCGCAUUGUAUUAUGAAUAAAAAACUGUUGAAAGUGA